UUGGAGGAUCACUUGCUCUGAUCAUACCAGCUCAUGUGGAUGCUUGUCUCCAAACUCCUGUCUCUGCUGGCAGACAUCUUAUUUGAAGAUUUGAAGUCAACAGCUCACAUCAAGCUCAUGAGCUUUUCAGUGACUUUAGCAGAAGGAUAUCCAAGAGCUGUAUUUAUGAUGUAACAUAUUGUGGCAUAGGUUGAGGAGCAUCGAAUAGUUUGAGAUAUUUUUUUCAUUCUCUUUGAAGUAACAACAGUGACCAAGUUAUUAGAAAAUAUUUUGGUUCUUGAGCUGUGUCUGUUGGGUUCUGCCACCACUCUGUGCGGAGCUUGGUCUGUGUUGGGAAUGGAUGACCUCUGUGAAGCAUUUAAGUGACUGGAUUGGUAACUGGGGAACACCUGUGAUAAACAAACAGCCUUUUUACCUGGCCGGUGAGGGCUGCUAAAUGCGUGCCCUUCAUACAGGUGUCACUCAGAACCAGGCAGCCACUAGGUGUAAAUCAGGAGUAUGUCCCCUGCUGAGAGCACAUGGAACAGCUUCAGCAUGGCUCUGGUUUGCAGUGGUGCUUCUUCAUGUCUCUCUGGCAGAGUAAAGGUGUCUCAAAGUAGUUUCAAUGGUGUGAAUGGAGCCAAAGUGGUGCAGAAGUCUGGGCAGAAUCCUCUGUCAGCUGUGAACUUCACUCCAGGGUAAGACCAGAUCUUUCCAGACAAUCCCUGUCAGACCUCUGACCUCUUACAGCCUCUGCUGCAUAGAUGAAGAGGCUCAAGGACAGCGUUUGAGUGAAGAACUGUGCAUUGCAAAGCAGGCUCCUCAAAAGAACACAAAAUACCACAGAGUGAACAUCUCGGGUGUUUUAUGCAGGUGAAAAAAACACUGAACAAACAGAAAACUACAGCAUUUUAAGUGCAUGGAACACUUGUAAUAGGAGUAAAUGGCGAACAAAUGGACCGUUUGAAGCACUGGGUUUGAUCACCUAAGAGGAGGGACUCCGCUGAGGAUACCGAGCAGAUUCCCUGUGGGUUAUCUCUGUCAUCUCAGACUCUUCCCUGAUAUGGAACAAAGUGAAGGUGAACAGGAAUCGCAGCCAGAGAGUCACGUGGAUAGCAAGAGCAGCGUGAAAUCCUUGCCUGGGGGAGCAGCCCAUGUCAAACUAGAGAUAAAAAAACAUGCAGUUACAGACGACUACAAACUCUCCAAACGGGUGCUAGGGUUAGGAAUCAAUGGCAAAGUACUGGAGUGUUUCAACAAGGAGACAGGCCAGAAAUGUGCUUUGAAGCUCCUGUAUGACAACCCAAAAGCCCGUCAGGAAGUAGAAUAUCAUUGGCGAGCAUCAGGGUGUCCCCACAUUGUCCAUGUCCUGGAUGUUUAUGAGAAUAUACAUCAUGGAAAGAGAUGCCUCCUCAUUGUCAUGGAAUGCAUGGAGGGAGGAGAGCUGUUCAGCAGGAUCCAGGAGAGAGGAGAUCAGGCUUUCACUGAGAGAGAGGCCUCUGAGAUAAUGAGAGACAUCGGAACAGCCAUCCAGUAUCUGCAUUCAAUGAACAUUGCCCAUAGAGACGUCAAGCCUGAAAACUUGCUUUACACGUCUAAAGAGAAGGAUACUGUACUCAAACUGACAGACUUCGGCUUUGCCAAAGAAACCACUGUACAAAAUGCGCUGCAGACCCCCUGUUACACUCCUUAUUAUGUGGCCCCAGAAGUCCUUGGUCCUGAGAAAUAUGACAAAUCAUGUGACAUGUGGUCAUUGGGUGUCAUCACAUAUAUUCUCCUGUGUGGGUUCCCUCCAUUCUACUCAAACACUGGUCAAGCCAUUUCGCCAGGGAUGAAGAGAAGAAUUCGGAUGGGGCAGUAUGGGUUUCCCAAUCCAGAGUGGGCUGAAGUAUCAGAGGAAGCCAAACAACUGAUUCGCCAUUUACUGAAGACUGACCCAACAGAGAGGAUGACAGUUUCUCAAUUCAUGAACCACCCUUGGAUUAACAGAUCAAUGGCAGUGCCACCAACUCCACUUCACACUGCACGGGUCCUGCAAGAGGAUAAAGACCACUGGGAUGAAGUUAAAGAGGAGAUGACCAGUGCUUUGGCUACCAUGAGGGUGGACUAUGAUCAGGGCGUGCAACUGGACAUGCAGUUGUAUACAAGAGACUGCCCUAGAAGAGAGACUUCUGAAAUUCGGGAAGAAGUGGCAAGUGCCUGUUCUCUGAAUGGACCCUGGUGUCUGCCAGCAUCCCUUCUGGCUCAGAAGAAUGUUAAAAGACAAAAAUGAAAACAAGGCUCCAGAGAGGAUCUGAACCAUCAAAUCUGGCUGCCACAUAAUCUUGUUACCUCCAACAAAGAUCACGUCGAGGCUUUGGAUCUUGUCUGGGGAGCCCUGUUCCCAUCUUCAGAGUGUUGGAUGAGACCUCCAUUCUUCUUUGUGAACUGGUCCUGGGGUUUUAUAAACUGAUUUUAAUAAAUUGUGUUACAACAUUC
Molecule: messenger RNA, 2457 nt
Organism: Grus americana (Whooping crane)
Lineage: Eukaryota; Metazoa; Chordata; Aves; Gruiformes; Gruidae
Gene: MAPKAPK3
Product: MAPK activated protein kinase 3
Exons: 16
Coding region: 1043-2251 (402 amino acids)
Biological process (GO): peptidyl-serine phosphorylation; protein autophosphorylation; toll-like receptor signaling pathway
Cellular component (GO): nucleus; cytoplasm
Molecular function (GO): calcium/calmodulin-dependent protein kinase activity; mitogen-activated protein kinase binding; calcium-dependent protein serine/threonine kinase activity
Source: RefSeq, a predicted model, not a curated record